GUGUGUGUUUUGUCAUGUCAUCGAUUCAUGCACAGGAUUCCAGCUUUUUAGGAGGCAGGGUACCACCAGAAAUCGAGUCUCUGUCUAAAAACCUGAAGGAUGUGGACCAGGAGAUGUUCCGAAAAACACUGAAAGCUGUGGUCAGUGCCCUGGAGGGGAAGGACUGCAGAGAGAUGAUGAAGUCUAUAGCUGAGAGUUCUAUAAUCCCGCAGGACAGACUCGGUCACAUCGUUGCUGGGAUGCACAGAAUGCUGUCUGAGGCGAUUCGCAUCCCCACAUCAUCGCUUAAACAGGAGGCCUUUAAAGAAGAUCUCAGAGAACUGAGAAUACCAGAGGAAUUUAUCACAGAUUUCUCCAGUGUUGUUUUUGGAGCUCGUCGUGCUGCUAUAGAGUCAGUGGCCUUUCAGAAGGAUUCUCACCUGCCAACAGUAGAAGACUUUAAAUGGAGAGUAGAUGUUGCCAUUUCUACAAGCUCUUUAGCUAGAGCCCUGCAGCCUUCUGUGCUGAUGCAAAUGAAACUAUCAGAUGGGAGCUUUCACCGCUUUGAGGUACCUGUGUCCAAGUUCCACGAUCUCCGUUACAAUGUGGCCUUGAUCCUCAAAGAGAUGAAUGACCUGGAGAAGAAGAGCAUUCUCAAAAUUCAAGACUGAUAAACCAGAAAUCACACUGUCCUUUCUACCUGGGGUUUAUCUUUUAAACACUCAGUGAAACUUUGUAAAUGUGUAACAUACAGAUUAACCUUCUAGCCUAGGUACAAGACAAUUAGCCGUAAAGACAGUGGUUUCUUUUGGUUUCUUUCUUUGUUGUAAGUCAUUAUUUUAACUGUAAAGCUUCUAUUGUGCUAACAUACAAUUUCAGUCAAAUGAGCUGUUAGACACUUACACUGAGUGAAUCGUCAAUGUUGUUGGAGACUCUGCAUUCACAUACAUCUGAAACAUGAGGAUGAGUCAAAGAAUAUUUUUUUCUUACCCAGUUUUUUCAUCUCUACUUUAAACCAGUGUCAAUGGUUCUUUUAUCUUUUUGAAAUUUUAUCUUAAAAGUACAAGAAUGAUUGCUUUGUGCGGAUCACAGUGCACAAUAAUAAACGCAUCCUUCCGUCCUCUCCGUCAA
This is a messenger RNA of Betta splendens (Siamese fighting fish), 1110 nucleotides long. RefSeq names its product COMM domain containing 5 (gene commd5). The record is from RefSeq and is a predicted model, not a curated record. Bases 15 to 650 code for a protein of 211 amino acids. The transcript is spliced from 7 exons. Gene Ontology annotation, cellular component: nucleus. NCBI's taxonomy places the organism in Eukaryota, Metazoa, Chordata, Actinopteri, Anabantiformes, Osphronemidae.